Messenger RNA from Selaginella moellendorffii, 1752 nucleotides. Its product is annotated as extensin-2. Gene Ontology annotation, molecular function: structural constituent of cell wall. The record is from RefSeq and is a predicted model, not a curated record. Gene Ontology annotation, biological process: plant-type cell wall organization. NCBI's taxonomy places the organism in Eukaryota, Viridiplantae, Streptophyta, Lycopodiopsida, Selaginellales, Selaginellaceae. The transcript has 4 exons. The coding region runs from base 253 to 1752 and encodes 499 amino acids.
UUGCUCCUCCUCGAGCUCUUCCUCUCGAGAGCUCUUCACUCAGCUCUAGAUUGAGGAGCAUCCCUCAAUCGCUCGUCGCGUCGCUCGCUGGCUGCUCCAAUCCGAUCCGAUCGCACCACCAGCAGCACCGGCGAUUCUAGAUCUCAAUUCUCUGCGAGGCUUUCAAUCAGUGAGAUCGAUCAUUCCAGCAUAGAAAGACGGAAAAAGGAUAAGGAGAACAGGGGGAUUUUGCGAGCUCGAUCUUCCGGCAAAAUGGGGACCAGAUUGGUGGCUUCCCGCAGCUCGAUCGCCCUGGGAUGGGCUCUAGCGCUGGUGACAAUCGCGGCAUUGGGAGAGAUUAAUGUGGUGAGCGCGAAUUACGAUUACUCUUCGCCGCCGCCGCCUUAUGUGUACAAGUCGCCACCUCCGCCAUCCCCGUCGCCGCCGCCUCCGUACAUCUACAAAUCGCCGCCUCCGCCGUCUUCUUCGCCGCCACCACCAUACGUCUACAAAUCACCGCCGCCACCAUCUCCAUCUCCGCCUCCUCCUUACAUUUAUAAAUCUCCUCCUCCGCCAUCUCCGUCUCCGCCACCUCCAUAUGUCUAUAAGUCGCCGCCGCCGCCAUCUCCCUCUCCGCCACCCCCGUACGUAUACAAAUCUCCACCACCUCCAUCUCCCUCCCCGCCACCCCCGUAUGUGUAUCAAUCCCCGCCACCGCCAUCUCCCUCGCCGCCUCCUCCAUAUGUUUACAGCUCGCCACCUCCGCCAUCUCCCUCACCACCACCACCGUACGUUUACAAAUCUCCGCCGCCUCCAUCUCCAUCCCCGCCACCUCCUUAUGUGUAUAAAUCUCCGCCGCCUCCAUCUCCAUCCCCGCCACCUCCAUAUGUGUACAAAUCUCCGCCACCACCAUCCCCAUCCCCACCACCUCCAUAUGUGUACAAAUCUCCGCCACCACCAUCCCCAUCACCACCUCCGCCAUAUGUAUACAAAUCCCCGCCACCACCUUCACCAUCUCCGCCACCACCAUACGUUUACCAAUCUCCACCCCCGCCAUCUCCAUCGCCCCCUCCUCCUUACUACUACAAGUCGCCGCCACCACCCUCUCCAUCCCCUCCACCACCGUAUAUCUACAAGUCUCCACCUCCGCCAUCACCGUCCCCACCACCACCAUACGUAUACAUGUCCCCUCCACCACCCUCGCCAUCGCCGCCACCUCCUUAUAGUCUUGGCUGCGUCAGCGAGAGCCGCUGUCUAGAUAUGUUUCUAUUGAUUUUCUUUCCCAGUGCUAGAGAUUUGUUACCUUCCAUCUCGAAAUCUUUCUCGAAACCUUUGGAAGUCAUGCUCAAGGAUUUUCCAGCUGAGCAUAAAGCCAGAGUUUGCCUAGGAGAUUUUAUCUUCUGGUAUCAGCGGAAGACGCUAGAGGCUUCCAUUGCUCUGUCUCUACACGAUUUUCCUAUCGACGCUCGGGGUGAAUCGCGCGCGGAGGUGGCAGGCGCCAGGGCCGUCGGAUGGCCAGCAUGGAAUUUAAAAAGGGCCGAGCAGGGAGAUCGAUAUUUCGGGGCGGCGCAGGGAUCUUGCGGCGGCUGGGGCGAGGGAGGAGCUGCAUUUUGGGGGAAUCCGGGAUUAGGGCGUGGGGAUGAGACAAGCGGCGGAGGGGUUCGAUACCUGCUGUUGCCGCUGCCGGUUGCCAUCGCCGAAUUGCCAGAAUUCUUCUAUCUGGGACACGAGGAGGGUGCCGCGAUUUGGGAAUUCCCAGCUUGUGGAAGCUAG